Molecule: messenger RNA, 2353 nt
Organism: Caenorhabditis sp. 36 PRJEB53466
Lineage: Eukaryota; Metazoa; Nematoda; Chromadorea; Rhabditida; Rhabditidae
Source: the annotation of a GenBank genome assembly
AUGACUCCGGCACUGACUACCAAAAACGACCUCACGGAAGUGGAUGCGGAUUUUAUAUUGCUCGGAUUCGUCGCCUUCGUUCUGUGAGUCGUAUCAGCUGUUCGUAUCAACGUUUAUCACUUUCAGAUUCGUCGUUUUCUGCUACACAAUGAUCCGCAGAUUUGUCUUCAAGAUGAACUGGACCGAGUCUGCGCAACUGUACCCCAACAAAAUCGAGGAAGAGCCGAAUGAUGCCGCCACCGAGUUCUCGUGCGAACGCGUGGUCUCUCAUGGAGAGACGGUUCCACACAAACCGACCGUCGUUAGAUUCCAAGUCGAUGGGGAGGUGGUCAAUAUCGAUGAGAGCUAAAUUUAUCACUUUCCAAAAAUAAAUUAAUUGUUGCGAUGAUCGUUUUUACAAAGAAACAUUUCGUCGGCAACGAUUUGCAAAAACUAUUUUCGAACAGACAUCGCAUUCUCUGAUGUGAGCUGAUAGACAGAGCUGCUCAAGAUGCCGGGGAGAGGAAACUAUUAUUUUUUCCUACAUGUCCAAUAUCUCACGUUUCGUCGCUCCAACAUUCGAAAGGGACAAGCCGAAAAAUGCAUUUUAUGCGCUUUUUUUGUGAAGGCAAAAAGUAAUUGUGAACGAAUUACUUUUAUGAGAAUGGACGCUCGGAUUGACCCGGCUCACUCCUUUCUUAGUCUCUGACGUUUCGUAUGAGGACUACAAUAUUAUUAUACUUUUUGGCAACCCUUUCAAUUGUCGUAGCGCAUGUAGGAGUUCGGAUGGAAAAGAUUGUAACUGUUUCCGAUGUCAGUCAGAUUUCCAUAAACAAUUUUAGGGAAAACCUGAACGCGACCGUUCCUUCUCAGCAAUCGCCUCUCUAGACAGAUAUGUCAAAUUUGUGACGAGGGACUUUCUGUGGACUUGGUCGAUCUGCCACGUUUAUCGACAUGUCAUUGUAACCUGAUUAGUUGUGUUACUUGCUAAACCCAAAUAAACCGUUUCCCUCUACCAUAGAGACUGUUCGAAUAUUCCCACAGUUGUGUUUAUGACAUGCGCACCACGAAGAAGAGAACACGGGUCGACCUUUCGAAUGAUGCGGAGAGGGUGGCACCGACUCGCCGAUUUGUUUAGAAUAACUAGCGGUCGGCUCCAAAAGAACAUGCAGACGGUGCCGACUGUCCGCUCGCUGGAUCGUUAAAUGUCGGACGGGCUUUCCGCGCGUUGAUGAUGUAUACAAUCGGCUUUCUUAGAUGGUUCAUCAUCACAUUACAUUCGGAGGGUGAACAGAGACAAACUCUUCGGCUUCGGUUUCUGAAUGAUUGUCUCAUUCUGUCACCAAGUACAAGUAAAAGACAAUCAGUGCCUGUGAAAGCAACAAGAACGAAAAGCGCGUGCAAACUUUCAAUUUUCGGAAGAACAAUGCUUUCCGUUGCCAACACUUUUCUUCCUUCUCUGCUGCUACUGAUAGGUACUACUCUCAUUUCCACUAUUUCCUUCAACAUUCCUCGUAUUCAAAUUAAGAGAAAAGUCCGAACGAGUACGGCCUAAUGUCCUUGGUCUUUCUUCCCCCCAAUAUUUUGGCAACAUUCCACCCACUGCCUUGUCGAUCCCCAGACACAUUCCUCUCCCGUCCAAAAGCUCAGUCAGUGUCCUUGAAAUCUUUUCUCAAUUAUAUCUUGCAAUUUUCUGUCUGUCUCUGCCAAAACUUUUCAAAAAUGAGGAAAAAGAGAGAAACAUCUGCCUACCGAGAGAGGGAAAGAGGCAGGAGAAGUCAGGCCCGCCCUCUUCCCUCUCCGGCCGUUCUGUCAAAACAGUCGGCCCCAUUCAGCCCGCCACCACACGCGCGCUUUGACGGUCUUCCUUCCCGCUCUGCCCAGCCACUUCUGCGCCUUCCGCACUUCGAACCAACCGACAUGAUCCAAUCCGACCCGCCGGUAAGUGACUGUGCCCUCUCUUUCCCCUCCGGAAAUCAUUUUGGCUCCCUCUCUUCUCUAUCAUCAUUGAUAAUUGAUUUUCCAGGUCUUCAAGGAGCUGCUCAAUCUGCUCCCGCCAGCAGACAGCACCCCGGCCGCCAACGCAUUCGUCGUCUCCGACAUGAUUUCGUACACCAUCAUCGCCGGCCUGUGCUUCCUGCUCCUCAUCAUUUGUAGCCUCAUUUCGUUCUUCUUCGUGCCGGCUCACCACUGGCUCGUCAACAAUUGCUUCCUGAAAGUGGACGCUGCUGACCAAGCCGAGGACGCAGUUGAGGUCGCAGAAUGCUCCUGGGGAGCCCCGGAGGUCGAGGAGUUCGUCGAGAGACUUCAGAAGCUCGCUGAUCCGCACGACAACGACAUCCCGCGUGAGGACGACCCCCUGCCACCGGUCUAA